AUGUCAGACGAUUGGGACACCGUUACCAAGAUCGGAAGCAAGACCGGCGGAGGCUCCUCUCAGCGUGAAACCGUUGUGCGAGGAAAGGGAGCAAUCAACCAAGCUCAGCGUAGCGGAGCUGUCAUCGGCACCGAAAAGAAAUUUGCCACAGGCAACCCCGCCAACAAAUCCGGCUCCGAAGGCCAGCGUCUGACCAAAGUCGACCGCGCCGACGAUAUCAUCGCCCCGAACAAAGUGCCCGCGGAAAUCGGCCAGAACAUUCGCAACCGCCGCUCGAAAGAGGGACCCUACAAGAUGACGCAGGCGCAGCUGGCUCAGAAGGUGAACGCGCCGGCGAAGGAUAUCCAGACGCUUGAGUCGGGAGAUGCGAUUAAGAACCAGGCGCUGCUUAAUAAGGUGGCGAGGGUGCUGAAGAUUAGUCCGAAGACGGGAUUGCCGUUGGAUGAUAAAUGA
Messenger RNA from Letharia columbiana, 453 nucleotides. RefSeq lists its product as uncharacterized. The transcript has 2 exons. NCBI's taxonomy places the organism in Eukaryota, Fungi, Ascomycota, Lecanoromycetes, Lecanorales, Parmeliaceae. Gene Ontology annotation, molecular function: DNA binding. Gene Ontology annotation, cellular component: nucleus. The record is from RefSeq and is a predicted model, not a curated record. Bases 1 to 453 code for a protein of 150 amino acids.